Messenger RNA from Penaeus chinensis, 1368 nucleotides. RefSeq lists its product as uncharacterized. NCBI's taxonomy places the organism in Eukaryota, Metazoa, Arthropoda, Malacostraca, Decapoda, Penaeidae. The transcript is spliced from 2 exons. Bases 1 to 1368 code for a protein of 455 amino acids. The record is from RefSeq and is a predicted model, not a curated record.
AUGGAGCGCAAAAUUAGGCUGAAGGUGGUGGAACUACAGUCGAUCGAAGUGAUGCAACGUAAAGGCCUGAACAAACUCAAGCACUCUAAACAGAACAGUGAGCUACUCCUAGCUGCCAAUUCGGCUCUUGCCAGGAUCUGUGAGAAGGAACACCUGAACCUCACAGAGAUCAACCAACUGAUUUACGCGGCGGCAGCAGCAAUCUCUGGCGAAAUCAAACAAAAGCCACCGCGUAAGCCGAAGUCUAGCGAAGGACCAAAAUGGAAGAUGAGAAUCAAGAGCAAAAUCUCACUCUUACGCAAAGACAUAUCAGUAUUGGCAGAGCUGAAUAAAGGAGUCGCCUGCAGCUCUCUACACCAGAAGGCCAAUAAAAUCAAGAGUCGGCAUGGAAUAAGUGAACUAGCAGAGCUCAUCAGGACCCUCAAGAUGAAACUCCAGGCCAAGGCGCAACGACUCAGAAGGGACCUCAAUCAGAAGCAGAAACCUGUCAUCGAACCACCAUCUCAAUCUGACGUUGAGGACUUUUGGAGGAGCAUACUUGAAGAUGGCAGGCAUCACAACACUGAGGUCGCUUGGAUCCAACGAGAAGUCGAUGCAAAUGCAAAAAUCAAGCCUGAAAAAUGGAAAGACUUCUCUGCUAUGGAGAUCAAGAAGAUCGUAAAAAAUCUCCAAAACUGGAAGGCCCCUGACCCAGAUAAAGUCCAUAACUUCUGGGUCAAGCACUUUGAUGCCGUGCACGAACAACUAGCACGAGCACUUAGUGAGGUCACCAGAGACCCAAGUAUUCUACCAGACUGGUUCACCACAGGAGUGACGUUCCUACUCACAAAAGGCAAGAACUCAAAGGACCCAAAGAACUAUCGUCCGAUAACUUGCCUCCCAACAAUGUAUAAGGUGCUAACCACUUUGAUCUCUGAGAGGAUGUACGCCCAUCUGCUUGGCAGCGACGUCCUGCCAACCGAGCAGAAGGGAGGCAGGAAAGCAACGCGAGAAUGCAAAGAUCAACUCCUCGUCGACAAAGCGGUCAUAGAGGACGCGAAGAGAGGCAAACGCAACCUCAGUAUGGCUUGGAUAGACUAUAAGAAAGCCUACGAUAGCGUCCCGCACAGUUGGAUCAUUGCAGCUAUGAAGAUCUACGGAACCUGCCCGACCAUCGUCAAGUUCCUGGAAGCAGCAAUGAAGGAGUGGAACACCGAGAUGCAGCUAUAUCACUCAGGCGGCUGCAUUAAAACUGGUAGAAUUGCCAUCAUAAGAGGAAUUUUCCAAGGCGACUCCUUGUCGCCACUGCUAUUUUGUUUGUCGCUGGUUCCCCUGAACAACAUAGUAACUAGCGACAACCUAGGAUAUGUAAUGCACAAAGAGCACUGA